Messenger RNA from Cordyceps fumosorosea ARSEF 2679, 654 nucleotides. RefSeq names its product a-Factor sex pheromone exporter. Gene Ontology annotation, molecular function: ATP binding; ABC-type transporter activity. NCBI's taxonomy places the organism in Eukaryota, Fungi, Ascomycota, Sordariomycetes, Hypocreales, Cordycipitaceae. Gene Ontology annotation, biological process: transmembrane transport. The coding region runs from base 1 to 654 and encodes 217 amino acids. The transcript has a single exon. The record is from RefSeq and is a predicted model, not a curated record. Gene Ontology annotation, cellular component: membrane.
AUGGCCACAUCUCAAGCCUUUGGCUACCUUGUUGCGGAUAUCCUCACAGCAUUUGCUUCGCUCGCCAUUGCCUUUUGGGCAUCGUGGAAGCUCACUCUGGUCCUCCUCGCGACGCUGCCGCCAUCUCUCAUCCUGUUAGCACUGACGGGUCGCAAAAUUCAGCCAGCCAUCACAAAGCAAGCCUCUCAUCUAGACUCGGCCUCCAGAGUGCUCGCGGCGUCUGUCAGUGGCAUCGACCUUGUCAAGCUCUGCAACGGCUAUGCCUAUGAAGUCCGCAAAUACACCACGCAUACUAGGCAUGCUGCCAAACAGUAUCGCAUCCAGACUUUCCAAAAUUGUAUACAAAUUGGAUAUACUACCUUCUGGGCUGUGGCAAUGUUUGCCGUUGGAUUUUGGUACGGACUGGCUCUCGUUCAGCAGGGUAUACCACCAGGGAAUAUUCUGACAACAUUUUAUGCCGUUCUGACAACACUUCAAGGCGUCGAGUCAUUGUUACCAAAUUGGCUCGUGUUCCAGAGAGGAAUGAGUGCCGGCCAGGUAUUGCUCGCGCUACAAGUCGAGGUGGCAGAAGCCACCAAGGAAGACGCCGACACUGUCCGACCUAGCUAUUUUGUGGGCGCUGUUGAUAUCAAAGAGGUUUUCCGCACACUAUGA